UUGGCAACGAAGAAACAGCAUACUUCAUUGCCAACUAUAUUAUUAAAAACGAGUCUUUUAAAUAAAAUAUUUUGUGAGCUCUUUGAAUAGUAAAAACAAUGAAUGAACGUUCUGUAAGUAAAUGGAUCGUUUGCCGGAUCUGCUUGAAAACAUCGGAAAAUGAAAUGAGUGCUAUAUUUGACGGGGAGUCUAAUCUUGCUGAACAAAUAGCUGACUAUGGUUCCAUCGCAAUGAAUGAAUUAAAACAUUGGUCAGAUCGAAUAUGUAAUAGAUGCCUUUUAUUGCUAAAAGCAGCAGAAAAGUUUCGAAAGCUUUGCCAACACUCAGUCAAACAAUGGCAGGAAUUGCAUCAAUUUACUGAACGCAAUCUAAAAGAGCCUGGAGAUAAGGCCGAUGAAUUUAUGGAGAUUUUGAAUAAAAAUAGUUCUAGCAAACAUCGGUCUGAAAAAACAAAAUGUGAAAAAUCUUUGGUAGUAGUUGAUGAGCCAAGCCAAGCUGGAGGCGAUGAUAAUAACUUUGUGUUUGAAGUUAUAGAAGGCUUUUCGGAGGAUUGUGAUGUAGCUGAUGAUAACAUAUUAGACUCGAAUGAGGCCGAGUUUGUUGAAAUUGAAGGUGAUGGAAUGGAUUUUUUAGAAGAUGGGAAUACAGAACAUUCUGAUGAACUGGUAUAUUACACCAACGCACAAUACGAAGAAUUUAAGGAAGAAGAAACUCUUAGUUCCGAAGAUCAUAUUGAAAAUCUCUUAAGUGAGGAGUCGACACAAAAGUUUAAAAAAUAUCAGCAUAAAGUUAGUGAAGCAGUUGAAUGUGAUUUUCAAGUGAGUACUAAAAUUGUUUCCUUAAAAACUCCAGUAAUACGAGGCCGUAAAAAAAUUACUAAUGCAACGAAAACUACGCCGAGAAAUAAAACUGAAAACGAAAGAAAUUCCACAAAGAAAACGACAAAUAAUUUUAUUUGUAGUUUUUGUGGUAAUGUUUAUAAUGAAAAGUCUAAAUUAACAUUACACCUAAGGAUACACACCAAAGAAAAACCGCAUGAAUGCGAAAUUUGUCAUAAGCGAUUUUCUCAAACUCCCCAAUUGGCUCGUCAUAUGAAUUCGCACACUGGUAACCGACCUUUCAAAUGCAAGUUUUGUGAAGCUAGUUUUGCGGAUCCAUCUACUUGUAUUAAGCAUCAACGGAUUCACACACAGGAGCGGCCGUACAUUUGCGAGACCUGCGGUAAAGCAUUUUCUUAUUCGAACGUACUCAAGGUUCAUGUUAUGUCUCAUACAGGAGAGAAACCAUACAACUGUAAAUACUGUGGAAAAAAAUUUACUCAAUCACAUCACAGGAGAACCCAUGAGCGCACCCAUUUUUAAUGGAAGAAAUAUCAUGUACAUACAUACAUAUACAACAAAAUUAUUUGUUAAGUUUUUUUUCUAUGCCUAUCGUUGGUGAUAAAAGAAAUGUUAUUAAUAAAUUCAUGUUUAUUUUUCAAA
Bactrocera tryoni is the source of this 1481-nucleotide messenger RNA. Its product is annotated as zinc finger protein 286A-like. The transcript has 6 exons. Bases 99 to 1361 code for a protein of 420 amino acids. Gene Ontology annotation, cellular component: nucleus. The record is from RefSeq and is a predicted model, not a curated record. Gene Ontology annotation, biological process: central nervous system development; regulation of transcription by RNA polymerase II. Gene Ontology annotation, molecular function: zinc ion binding; RNA polymerase II cis-regulatory region sequence-specific DNA binding; DNA-binding transcription factor activity, RNA polymerase II-specific. NCBI's taxonomy places the organism in Eukaryota, Metazoa, Arthropoda, Insecta, Diptera, Tephritidae.